AAAAGUCCUCGCCUUGGUGACGGAUGCUCAAAAGUUCAGAAGUUUUUCCAAUGCUUCCCAAAGCUGCCCGCGACCGAAAAAGAGACUGAAAAAAAAACCCCACCAAAAACAAGUUGACAUCGGUGGACCGGGAAGGUGGAUAUUUGUAAAUUCCCCUUAGAAAGAAACAACCACUGUUGUCCCCUCCUGGGCAGAGACAACUUGUUGCCGAUCGCGGUGGAACCAGGCGCUGGGAGCCGCUCGGCCCAGGGCGUUUAAUUUGGCAUUUGGAAGUGGCUUUCUCCGCGGCGAGUACUGGUGUGGAGUGCGGGGCUUUUGCUGGUGCCUUUUACCGGCCGAAGAAGAGGAGGCUUUUUUUUUCCCCUCCGCGUUUGUGCGAGGCCGGGGGGUGACUGAUCGCCGGCUGGAACUCGGUCUGGAGGGGCUGGGGGGGGAGGGAGGGAGGGAAAGUUGUUUGGUCCGGCGGGGAGGGUGGGGGAAACUGACGGGAGGACAUGCAGGCUCGCUACUCUGUGUCCAGUCCCAACUCCCUGGGAGUCGUGCCUUACCUCGGCGGGGAGCAGAGCUAUUACCGGGCCGCUGCGGGAGGGGGCUACACCGCCAUGCCGGCCCCUAUGAGCAUGUAUUCGCACCCGGCCCACGAGCAGUACCCGGCCGGCAUGGCCAGAGCCUACGGACCUUACACCCCGCAGCCGCAGCCCAAGGAUAUGGUGAAGCCCCCCUACAGCUACAUCGCCCUCAUCACCAUGGCCAUCCAGAACGCGCCGGACAAGAAGAUCACCCUGAACGGGAUCUACCAGUUCAUCAUGGAGCGCUUCCCCUUCUACCGGGACAACAAGCAGGGCUGGCAGAACAGCAUCCGCCACAACCUCUCGCUCAACGAGUGCUUCGUCAAGGUGCCCCGGGACGACAAGAAGCCCGGCAAGGGCAGCUACUGGACGCUGGACCCGGACUCCUACAACAUGUUCGAGAACGGCAGCUUCCUGCGGCGGAGGCGGCGCUUCAAGAAGAAAGACGCCGUCAAGGACAAGGAGGAGAAGGACCGGCUGCACCUCAAGGAGCAGCCCCAGCCCCGGCAGCACCCGCAGGCCGAGCAGGAGAGCGGCGGGGCUGGGGGCGCGGCGGGGAGCGGGGCCGGCUCGCAGCAGCCGCCGCCGGUCCGCAUCCAGGACAUUAAGACCGAGAACGGCACCUCGUCUCCCCCGCAGGCCGUCUCGCCUCCCGGCGGGGGAGCGGCUGCCCUCAGCAGCGCCGUGCCCAAGAUCGAGAGUCCGGACAGCAGCAGCAGCCUGUCCAGCGGCAGCAGCCCCCACAGCAGCCUCCCCUCCAGCCGCUCGCUCAGUCUGGAGGCGCCCGACCCGCAGCACCAGCCCCACCACAGCCAAGGCUUCAGCGUGGACAACAUCAUGACCUCCCUGCGGGGCUCGCCUCAGGGCGCCAGCGAGCUCAGCUCCAGCCUCCUCGCCGCCUCCGCCGCCUCCUCCUCCGCCACCUCGUCCCGGACCGGCAUCCCCCCCUCGGUGGCCCUCGGCAGCUACUCCCCGGGCCAGAGCUCCCUCUACAGCUCCCCCUGCAGCCAGGGCGCCAACCCGGGCAGCGGGGCCGCGGCCGGGGGCACCUACCACUGCAACAUGCAAGCCAUGAGCCUGUACGCCGCGGCCGCCGCCGCUGGGGGAGGCGAGCGGGCCGGCCACCUGGCCAGCAGCGGGGCCAGCCCGGUGGAAGACCCCCUGCCCGACUACACCAUGCCCAGCAGCAGCAGCGCCUCCUCGCUGAGCCACGGCAGCUUGAGCACGGCGGCCGGCCACCAGGAGGGGCACCACGCGCACCCCGCCGCGCAUCAAGGGCGCCUGGCCUCCUGGUACCUAAACCAAGCCACGGCGGCGGGAGACCUGGGCCACUUGGCCAGCGCCGCCGGCUACCCCGGCCAGCAGCAGAACUUCCACGCGGUGCGGGAGAUGUUCGAGUCCCAGCGGCUGGGCUUGAAUAACUCGCCGGUGAACGGGAAUAGCAGCAGCUGUCAGAUGGCCUUUCCCUCCGGCCAGUCUCUCUACCGCACCUCAGGGGCUUUCGUGUAUGACUGCAGCAAGUUCUGACCAAAACCGGUCCCAGCAGGCCCCCCACCCCACCCCGAACAAUACAGAAAAGAGGCCAAACUUCAAGCAAGGACUAGAUCUUUUCUUUAACAAACCAAGCCGCCUCCUGCAAGCAGCGAGCGAACUCUCACAUAGUUUGUACAGAGACAGCCAAAAAAAAAAAAAAAAAUAAGUCAUGCCUUGGUUUGUUAAAAGGACAGUGUUACUCCAAAUAACACCCUAGGCUGACCAGACUGAGAUCAGUCCCUGGAGGAAGAGAUUCUUUGACUUACUUAAAAACGGAGAGAUAUUUCCACUCUAGCUUUUCAGCUCUUUCUGUUUUAAAAGCAGAUCAGAAGUAUGGCAGCAGCAGCAACAAAACUGUGUUUACCAUGGAGCUGUCUGUAUGGUAAUUUCUUUGACUUUUUCCAUUUAAUUAACUUAAUUAUAGACUGUACCGAGAUAAUUGCCCGUGCCAUUUGUCUGUUAGACUCUGUUGCUUGUGAUUGUGAUUGUUUUAGUUGGUUAAAACUAGGUUCCAAAGUCUUCAGUUGUUGUCUCAGCGGUCUGCAAAAAUAAAAUGUUAAGGGGAGGGCGGGAAUAAAUAGCACAGCAAAGCAGCGUUAGCUUUGAUUGUUCAAUCACCCGUUGGAUUGCGAGCGGGGUUAGUCGGUGGGGGAGUUUGAACAAGCGUAGGAUAAUUACUCCUACUGUCAAAGCAGCCCAGGGGCUCUAACAGAGACGACCCGCUUGCCCCAGGAGUGGCUAAACACCAAUGCCUGGUGAACAGGGCUAUGCUCUUUCUCUCACUGUCUCUCUGAAAAUUGGCGUUGCUGGCUUCUGUGAGCUGAGCCUGCCUGAUCCAGGCUGUUGUUAUUAACUAUUUACUCAUCCAUUGCCGCCUUCUUUUGUUGUGAAGACACACGUGGGCUGAGGAGCACAGUCACAGGUGGAGAGAUCAGAGACAUUUCAUUCUUCACGCGUCACAGAUAGUUGGACUUUGCCUUGUUGCGUUCCUAGCAGCCUCUCUUCGUUUAAACAGGAAAAAAAAAAACAGAAGCUGAUGUUUCAGACGGUUCUGUGCUGCUCCUUUGGGCUGUGUGACCUGAUUGUGCAUUAGAUGUUAGCAAAUGAAAACAUCUCAAUCAGAUUAUCGGGUAUUUCCAUUGAUUUGUGUGUCCACGCGCGCAGUUGUAAUACAUACAAGGCGCUGGUGGUGUUACUACAACGCUAAGGCAAAUGACUCUCCCUCAUUUCGUUUAGGAAGGAAGAGGUGCAUUUGCUAGCCACACACUUUUUUUAAACGCAGAAAAUGAGAAUGUAAAUAAUAUUAGUGGGUGCUUAAAGUCUCCGUGGUAGACAGUGACUCAGAGCAAAUUGGCAAAGGUUACCUCAAUAGACAGCUAGGUAAUAUAAUUAGGUGCUCUCCUACUGUUGAUCAGCUGUUCUGAUACAACUUUCAACCUAACAUUUAGAAUAACGAUGGGAGGGAGGCAGAGAAAUAAAAAGUUGCUUUUGGCCCGUGAUACGUUGCUGCUGAUAAAGGCUAAAAGGCUCGGAGACGAUUGGGAGUCUUUGUUAGGAAAGUUUUUGGACUCUGGCAAAUGUUGACAGAGGUUCUUCUUUGCCGUUUGCUGCGUUUCCCUCCUUGUAGGCAAACAUUUUGCCUUUAGGACAUAAACUCCCAGCAGUUCAGAGAGGGAGCCCAGCUCAGAACAAGCGAUCACCCUUGACGUUCAUUCAACCAAUAAUAGAUUCUUUUCCCUCCCCCCUCCCCCCGUGAGAAAUAGGAAAAGCAAACCAUACAUUCUUAUUAUACACGCUAACCACCCAGUAGCGAUCGGUCUGACACCAAGCUCAAGUAGAGAUGAGUAUCAAACCCUGUAAUGAAUUUGCAAGGAACUGGAUCCAAUGAAGCAGAUGAAAGAUGCAUCUAUGAACCCCUUGCAUCUGUGGUGUUAUCCUUCAAACAGAGUGGGCCACAUUCUGCACUGACAUACAUCCCGGGUAUCUGCAUUAACUUCAGUAGGGUUGAGUAGGUAAAUGGUUAGCUCAAUGUUUGGGUCAGUAUUUUUUAAGUUAAAACUAAAUUUGAAAACACUGUUAACUAUUUGCUUUUCUCUCGGGGAAAAAAAUGUUCUUGUUUUUGGCCCUAGAUAAUAUUGUAUUUUAGCUGAUUAAAUAUGAUUAUUUCCUAAUCCAUCAGUUAAACGAAGCUAAAAUUAAUUUCUAAUUCCAUUAAAUAGAAAGGUAAAAUGUUCCUUUCCUAGAUAAUUUCCCUCUUUUAUCUUAAAAAAAAAUUGUAUAUUUUUCACAUAGAGAAAUGGCGCAUUUAAAUAAUUUAAAAGCCUUGUUGAACAUAUUUACAUUUAUUUACCCACACAUGCCAGGUAAGAAUAAAACUAAACUGGCGGGUAUAUUUUUGUUCAGGAUGCAAUAUAUUCGUUAACAUUAUUUCAAGGCUUUACUGAAUACUCACCAAGUUCAGAAAAAAUAUGUUUCAAAGGAAGCUUGAGAAUAUUUUUUUCCAUAUGUGGACUUCAACGUCAUAAUCUUCGCGUGUUAUUAGUAACCCUUGUGGUUUACAUUUUAUUCAAAUCCUUUUUAGUUCCAACAACAAUCUCUCUUUUCCUUUGUUCUCUCGUCCCUUCUCUUCCCCCCCCCCCCCCAUGCUAAAGCUGAAUUAAGCGAACAUUCUGUUCAUGGAAAGCCACCUCGAGGCUUCAAUUAUUUUGUGUGUUUCAAGUUACACGUUCUAACAUGGGCCCAUACUUUGUGGCUAAUAUUUUUAAUGUAACCAGCUACUUAGCAUUAGGAUAUAGAAAAAAGUGUAUUGUUCCGGAUAACACCUGAACGUUAGUUAUGCAUUGAAUAAGACACUAUAUGUGUCAUGUGUAGGUGUGAGUGAGAACGUGCUUGCAUGACUUUUAGAAAUACUUGCUCCUAUGGCAGUGUAUUAAGUCAUAGCGUGCCCUCCAGGUUUAUCCAGAUUUCAUUGAUUUUUAGAAGGAGGAACUUCUCAUUUAAAAUUUCCCCAUUAUUGUAGCUGGUUCAUUUUUGUUCUCUUUCAGGUUCAUUCGUUACUGUUCAGUCCAUUGCUCGUUUUUUAACUUCUUCUUUUUAAGCCGAGUUCAUUAAUAAAAUAAGUGGGUCAAAUAAAUUUUGCGAUUCUUGGUAGGUGCUUGAAGCAUAUGUUUAAGUGUGUGUGUGCGAGGGAGAUGGAACUAGGAUAUGGCUUUAUCAGGGCGGGCGCGAGAAACCUGCUAACCAAGAGCUUUCUAUAUAUGAAAAAGCAUAAUGCGACCGCUCACCUUUUUCCUGGCUGGAGUAACAGCUGUAGUGGAAUAGGACCAUUUUCUGUGCUAGCCGAGAAUCUUCCUCGAUCAUUAUCUGUGUCUAUUCCAAAUAUCCUCUCCCUCUUGCCGCUUACCCCAGCUCUCUGUGUGUUUGCAGAGGCUCGAGCUCAGGAGUGUUUUAAUGUGCUGGCAAAUACGCACAAAGGUAGCGCGGUGGUGGGAUGAAUUUUGUCCCUCCAGUUUUAAUUAUGAUCAGGCUCAUAAAGCCAUUCUCUUCUUUCCAAAGUCAUAAACAAACGUCGCGUUAGGUCGCGAUUGAUGGUGUCUCGUGCCAUAAAAGCCGGCCAGGUCAGGAAGGAAUAAAAUUCAAUCAGAGCUGCGGCAUCAUUUUUCAGGGGGAUGGAAAGACAGAAAAGGAGACGGAGGUCAAGGGAGAGGAUGUCACCAUUUCACAACACACCGGAGGAGGAGGGAAGCGUUAAUGAGCUAUUGUUUUUAUCAAGUGGAGUCUGAUUUAAUCAAACAAUCGCUAGAUGAGUGGGAGAGGGGUGGAAGCCUAGGCGGGCGAGUUUUAAAUCCCAGCUCUUUGGGUAUUAGCACCUCUGAGCCCAUUCUUACCCAUCUUUACUCGGGUGGUUCCUUUAUUCAGUGGGGGCUAAAAGGGUGAGGGAAGUGUUGUAGGAGCAUGCAACUCUCUAGUACAGGAAAGUCGGGCUGUGUUAAAAGUGUAUUAAUCGAGUGUUCCUGGGGAAAAUAAGUCCUAAUGAACCGAACCCUGACAAUUUGUGGGGUCAGAAGACAGGAUCAGGGGCUUAUCAGGAAUCGGUGAAGAACAGUUUAGUGAUUAUUUUUCUCCUUUGUAUCAAUCUUAUAAUUUAUGUUUUAAAAUGGCUCACUGGACAAAACAAAACCCUACACAAAUCAUCAUGUGAGUGUUAAGAUCUCUUGACUUGCUGGUGGAGACACUGCUCGGUUUUUGUUUUGUUUAAAACAAAACCUGCCUCCCACCAUUGUUUUCCUUUAACCAUUAACAUAAUUUUGUAUGAGCUGUCCUGGUUUUAGCAUGGGUGAGUUGUGCUAGGUUCCGAUUUAAUAUUUGCUUGAUCCUUUUGACAAAGGCUGUUUGAGCUGCUGGGCCGAGUUUUCUUUCAGUGUCAUGCUAGUGUAAACGAAAAGCAGAAUUCGGCGCAACCGAUUAGAAAUAAUGGGGAGGAGGGCUAGAUGAGGGAGAGGUUUAAGGGGAUAUAUUGCACAGCCCCGCAGGCGUCACCAAGUUCAGCACACCCAAUCUAUGAAAAAUGAGUAGAGGACUAACAAACGAGCUGACGGUCCAGUUGUGGGUUGGUUUUUGUUUGUUUGUUUGUUUGUUUUGUCGUCUUGUUGUUGUUGUUUUAUCUAAGAAAGAUUGAAACGACAAAGGUUAGAAAAGCGAUUAGGGGUGUAAAAUUGAAGAAAAUGGAGCAUAUCCGCCUUACUGAAAACAAAAAGCCAUGCACGAAGCAUUCUUUCUUUUGUUACAUUUAUUUCCAGACAUUCUAUUAGUUGCUAGGAGGAGACCUUCUGUUUUGUAUUAUAUAUUAUAUAUAAUGUGUUUACUUGACUUUUCCCCCCGACUGACUUUAAAUUUGCUGGCAUAUUGAGCAUAUUAUGGGAGACUGAGGGCAACUGGAAUUCUAAAUGUCUGUGUAGUGUGCUCGGGUGAGUGCUUACGCACCGAUGCCCAUACACAUAAGUCCAGGCCGUCGGUAUGUGUCUCCCACAGCUUCAUCCCAGGGUUUUGGGAGUGAGACACUGCUAUUCCAACCCAGGGAGACUAGUUCCAAUGCCUGCUUUAUUAACUGUAACAAUGACUACAAAAAUCAGUUUGUCCCCGCCAGCAAGGCGAGAUCUCCAGCUCAUUUUCCUCUGGACUGAAAGCGGAUUAACUAUGCCGAACACACUUAUUGCUGCUGAGACAAGACCCGAAUUCCCCUGUUCCGUGGGCGGCCCGCACGCCUGUUUAAAGCUUCCUAGAGCUGCAGCUAAUCUGCAAUGUUGCAGAGAAAACGCAGCCCAGACAGGGCCCAGGCACACGCUCAAUGCGUAUCCCUUUCUCUGAACCCCAGCUCAUCGCUGCGGGGAUCUCCUUGUGCAGCAGCCCUCUCUGGAUUUUCCUACAUCCUGACUGGUGUUUUUCCCGGAGAGUAGUGGGGAGAACAGGAAGAAAAUGGUGCCUGUUUACUCUCUGCCUUCUUCCCAAAUCAGACAUGCAGGGCUCUUUAUUUUGCAACUUGUCUUCUUUAGUUUUGUGCAAAAGAACAAAUGCAUGUCCCAGCCACUUCUGCCUGCAAAGGCCAGGGCUUGUAGGUCGCCGGCUGGAUGGGAAUUGGGUGGUCGGCAAUUUUUUUGCCCCCUAAAUAAACACAGCUUGAAUCGACUUGGGUGGGCAGAAGGGAACAAUUUGUGAGCCAGGGAGCGAGCUCUGGGCAGGCAGUUGGCCCGAGACUUACCUGCUGGAGACUUUCACCUGACCUUUAGCUGUCAAGGGGCUGCUCAAUAUAUUACCCUGAGUUCAGCUCAACUUUCUUUAGACUGAUUUCAGCAACAAAUUUUG
Molecule: messenger RNA, 7964 nt
Organism: Chrysemys picta bellii (western painted turtle)
Lineage: Eukaryota; Metazoa; Chordata; Testudines; Emydidae
Source: RefSeq, a predicted model, not a curated record